This is a messenger RNA of Fukomys damarensis (Damara mole-rat), 2604 nucleotides long. RefSeq names its product zinc finger protein 709. The transcript is spliced from 4 exons. The record is from RefSeq and is a predicted model, not a curated record. Gene Ontology annotation, biological process: negative regulation of transcription by RNA polymerase II. NCBI's taxonomy places the organism in Eukaryota, Metazoa, Chordata, Mammalia, Rodentia, Bathyergidae. The coding region runs from base 112 to 2256 and encodes 714 amino acids. Gene Ontology annotation, molecular function: DNA-binding transcription repressor activity, RNA polymerase II-specific.
CGGUGUCAUGGCGCUAAAAUCCGGUGGAGAACACAAACUUGGGAGUCCGCCUUGGAUAGUACUGGCUGCCACCUUAGUGGAAAAGACCCUGGGAGAUAUUUAAGCCACGCAAUGGAAGCAGUGACCUUUGAAGAUGUGUCUGUGAACUUCACCAUGGAGGAGUGGGCUUUGCUGAAUCCAUCCCAAAAGAAGCUCUACAGAGAUGUGAUGGGGGAAACCUUUAGGAACAUGGCUACUAUAGAAAGAACAUGGGAUAAUCAGGAGGCUGAAGAAGACUACAGAAAUUACUGGAGAAAUCUAAGAAAUGAAGAAGUGGAGAAAUGCUAUCAGUAUAAAGCUUGGAAUCAAUACAAAGAAACGUUCCUUUGUACUCCAGUUGCCAAUGUGCAUGGGAAACAAGCUGCUUCAACACCAGCUGAAAGCCUUGCUUGUAGUGAGGCUCUGAUUGGUCAUUUGUCCCAAAAUGUGCCCACCACAGCUCUCACUACACUGAAGCCAUAUAAAUACUUGAGACACAAAGAGAAUUUGUAUAAAAGUGAUCAACAUGAAAGAAAUUGCGGUGAUAUCCAGUCCUUUCAGAAUCAUGCAAGGACAAAGGCUGGAGAGAAACCCUGUGAACAUCGUCAAGGUGGGAAAUCCUACUCUGAUCUUAGUGAAAGAACUCAUCUUAGAGAGAAGGCCUUUGUAUGUAAGAAAAAUUUAAAAGCUGCCAGCACAGACACUGAUGAUCAGAUCCAAGAAAGAAAUAAGAGUGGGAGAAAGCCCUAUGUAUGUAAACAAUGUGGGAAAGCUUUCAGAACAUACAAAUAUGUUCAGAUCCAUGAAAGAUAUCACAGUGAAGGGAAACCCUACGUCUGUAAGCAAUGUGGGAAAGCUUUCAGCACAUAUGGAUAUGUUCAAAUACAUGAAAGAGUUCACACUGGGGAAAAACCCUAUGUCUGUAAGCAAUGUGGUAAAGCUUUCAGCACAAAAAGUGCUUGCCAAAGACAUGAGAAAUUUCACAGUGGGGAGAAACCAUAUGUGUGUAAGCAAUGUGGGAAAGCUUUCACCACACAUACAUAUUGUCAGAGACAUGAAAGAGUUCACAAUGGAGACAAACCCUUUGUAUGUAAGCAAUGUGGGAAAGGUUUCAACACAAAAAGUGCUUGUAGAACACAUGAAAUAUUGCACAGUGGGGAGAAACCUUAUGUAUGUAAGCAAUGUGGGAAAGCUUUCAGCUCAUAUGGUACUUGCAAAACACAUGAAAGAUUUCACACUGGGGAGAAACCCUAUGUAUGUAAGCAAUGUGGGAAAGCUUUCAGCACAAGCAGUCAUUGUCGAACACAUGGAAGAGUUCACACUGGGGAGAAACCCUAUGAAUGUGUGCAGUGCAGGAAAGCUUUCAGCACACGUAGUGCUUGUCACAGACAUGAAAAAACUCACAGUGGGGAGAAACCCUAUGUAUGUAAGCAAUGUGGGAAAGCUUUUACCACACAGAGAUGUUGUGAAAGACAUGAAAGGUUGCAUAGUGAGAAGAAACCUUUUGUAUGUAAGCAAUGUGGGAACACUUUUAGCACAAAAAGUGCUUGUCAAGCACAUGAAAGAAUUCACACCGGGGAGAAACCCUAUGUAUGUAAGCAUUGUGGGAAAGCUUUCAGCUCAUAUGGUUCUUGCAAAACACAUGAAAGAUUUCACACUGGGGAGAAACCCUAUGUAUGUAAGCAAUGUGGGAAAGCUUUUAGCACAAGCAGUCAUUGUCGAACACACGAAAGAGUUCACACUGGGGAGAAACCUUAUGAAUGUAUGCAGUGCAGGAAAGCUUUCAGCACACGUAGUGCUUGUCAAAGACAUGAAAGAACUCACACUGGGGAGAAACCCUAUGUAUGUAAGCAAUGUGGGAAAGCUUUCACCACACACAUGUAUUCUCAGAUACAUGAAAGAGUUCACAGUGGGGACAAACCCUAUGUAUGUAAGCAAUGUGGUAAAGCUUUUAGCACAAAAAGUGCUUAUCGAACACAUGAAAGAGUUCACACUGGGGAGAAACCUUAUGUAUGUAAGCAAUGUGGGAAAGCUUUCAGCACAAGCAGUCAUAUUAGAACACAUGAAAGGAUUCACAAUGGGGAGAAGCCCUAUGAAUGUAAGCAGUGUGGGAAAGUGUUCAGCACAGGUAGUGCUUGUCACAGACAUGAAACAACUCAUACAAUGGGGGAAAGCUUUCAGCAGAAGCAGUUGCCAAAAACAGCUCACAUUAAGGUGAAACCCUCUGUAUAUAAGUAAUGUCGGUAAGCUCUCCUCACACAUGGUGAUUGUCAAAAACAUGAAAGCACUCUUCCUGGGUUUUGACUAUGCAUAUGUAAGUUAUGUGAAAAUUUUCAGAACACAUGAUUGUCAAAUAUAUGAAAAACUCCCUGGGGAGAAACCAUGAAUAUAUAAGUAAUGUAGGAUAUGUGUCAGUUUACACAGAUUGUUAAUUUCAUGAGAGAAGUCUCCCUGGAUAGAUGCUCUGUAUAUGUGAGCCCAUUUUUAAAAUCCUGUCCAAAAUUCUCCUAUAGUAGAGAUCUAUAGAAAUAAUACAAACAAAUUUAUUCUAUUUGCACUGGAAUAUGACGGCAAAUUCUUUUUUUU